GAAGUGUGCGUCAGGAGGCCGCGCGGGUCCGCGGUCGGCGCAGGUGCGCGCAGGGCGGCGCGGGUCGGGCAUGAAGCUGGGCCGGGCCGUGGUGGCCCUGCUGCUGCUGGCGCCGUCGGUGGUGCGGGCGGUGGAGCCCAUCAGCCUGGGGCUGGCCCUGGCGGGCGUGCUCACCGGCUACAUCUCCAUCUCCUACCCGCGCCUCUACUGCCUCUUCGCCGAGUGCUGCGGCCAGAAGCGGAGCCUCAGCCGGGAGGUGCUGCAGAAGGAUCUGGACAGCAAGCUCUUUGGACAGCAUCUUGCAAAGAAAGUCAUCUUAAACGCUGUGUCUGGUUUCCUAAGUAACCCGAAGCCCAAGAAACCCCUUACCCUUUCCCUACACGGGUGGACCGGCACGGGCAAAAAUUUCGUCAGCAAGAUCAUCGCGGAAAAUAUUUACGAGGGCGGUCUGAACAGUGACUAUGUCCACCUGUUUGUGGCCACGCUGCACUUCCCCCAUGCCUCCAACAUCACCCUGUAUAAGGAUCAGUUACAGUCAUGGAUCCGAGGCAACGUGAGUGCCUGUGCCAGGUCCAUCUUCAUCUUUGACGAGAUGGACAAGAUGCACGCUGGCCUCAUAGAUGCCAUCAAGCCUUUCCUAGAUUACUACGAUGUGGUGGACACAGUCUCCUACCAGAAAGCCAUCUUCAUAUUCCUCAGCAAUGCGGGAGCAGAAAGGAUCACAGACGUGGCUUUGGAUUUCUGGAGAAGAGGGAAGCAGAGGGAGGACAUCAAGCUCAAAGACAUGGAGCCUGCCUUAUCCGUGUCGGUCUUUAACAACAAGAACAGUGGCUUCUGGCACAGCAGCCUAAUUGACCGAAACCUCAUUGAUUAUUUCGUCCCCUUCCUGCCCCUGGAAUACAAACACCUGAAAAUGUGCAUCAGAGUUGAAAUGCAGUCCCGAGGCUAUGAAAUUGACGAGGACAUUAUAAGCAAAGUAGCCGAUGAGAUGACAUUCUUCCCCAAGGAGGAGAGAGUCUUCUCUGACAAGGGCUGCAAAACUGUGUUCACCAAGUUAGAUUAUUACCUCGAUGACUGACAGCCCAAGGCCAUGCACACAGAAAGGCUCAAUGCUCAGUCCGCCCCAGCUCCUCUCCUGAGAGGAGGAGCCAGUGAACACUCCCUGCUGGAGGUGACAAAUUCUCCUGGCCUUUGUGUUCAUCCCUCAGAGCCUGCAGGUAGCCACAUCAGGGACCAUGGACAUUGAAGCUUCUGGAGCCUCCAAAAAGGGAAGUAGCCAGUUCCUAGCCUACCCAUUCCGGGGCUCUUGAUUUUUUAAAAAUUAUGUUUUUAAUUUCAAGAGUUUCUGUUUCAAGGAAGGACAAGUAAGUUUUAUUGAAAAUGUGAUGUUUAUUUAAAAUGGCUUUUAACAUUGUGAGUAACUUUUCAGGCUCUAAGUUGUCGGCUUUGUGUGUUUUUUAAAUUCUCACCAUUAUAGCACACACCUGUGUCUCUACUGCUCGAACACAGGUCCUUGGCAUUUGUUUUAUGGAAUGGCAUGGGAGCCAGCUCUGCCAGUACCCCGCCCAGGUUUUAAUCUCAGCAACAGUGUGAGCUGUGGGGGUGAUCUUACUAACACUGAACUUUUGUCAAACUCAAUUUUUUUUUGUCAAGCCAGGUGGAUCUGGGCUUGUUUAUUUUGGCAGUACUGGGGUUUGAACUCAGCACACCUGGCUGAGACUAAGUCUUGAAAGAAACAUCCAGGACUGGAGGUGUGGCUCAAGUGGUAGAGUGCCUGCUUUGCAAGAAUGAAGCCUGAGU
Molecule: messenger RNA, 1800 nt
Organism: Castor canadensis (American beaver)
Lineage: Eukaryota; Metazoa; Chordata; Mammalia; Rodentia; Castoridae
Gene: Tor1a
Product: torsin family 1 member A
Biological process (GO): protein localization to nucleus; nuclear membrane organization
Cellular component (GO): endoplasmic reticulum lumen; endoplasmic reticulum; nuclear envelope
Molecular function (GO): ATP hydrolysis activity; ATP binding; kinesin binding
Source: RefSeq, a predicted model, not a curated record